Messenger RNA from Uloborus diversus, 1848 nucleotides. Its product is annotated as epsin-2-like. Gene Ontology annotation, biological process: endocytosis. NCBI's taxonomy places the organism in Eukaryota, Metazoa, Arthropoda, Arachnida, Araneae, Uloboridae. Gene Ontology annotation, molecular function: clathrin binding; phospholipid binding. Gene Ontology annotation, cellular component: endosome; clathrin vesicle coat; plasma membrane. The record is from RefSeq and is a predicted model, not a curated record.
AGUAGCACUGCUGAUAUCCGAUAUCCGGCCGUGUUGCAUUGUCUAGUAUUUUGAAUUUUUAGUUUUUAAUGUUAUUGUUCAUUUAGACAGUGUUCUGCACAUAAGCCGAGGCAUGUAUUUUAAUGAUUUCUGAUGUGUUUUCAUGUUAUUAAUCGAUUUUUACGACACAAUAGAGCUUUCUCAUCUGCUUUUUGAGAGUGAGGUACAUCAUGGCUGAUGUUUGACAGUUUAGUGAUGUCAUUCUUUACAAUUUAAAAACUACUGGAUUUCUGAAAAACCUACUGAAUAGUGCAAAAUAAACAUGCUUAAUGUUCAGGGAUUAAGAAGAAAUGUAAAGAAUGUUGUCAGGAACUAUACGGAUGCCCAAGUAAAAGUUCGUGAAGCAACUUCUAAUGAUCCAUGGGGACCUUCUAGUACUCUAAUGAGCGAAAUUGCAGAUUUAACCUACAAUGUUGUAGCUUUUUCAGAAAUAAUGCAAAUGAUUUGGAAACGUCUUAAUGAUCAUGGAAAGAAUUGGAGGCAUGUUUAUAAAGCAUUGGUCUUGCUAGAAUAUCUUAUCAAAACUGGAUCAGAAAAGGUUGCUCAGCAGUGCAAGGAAAAUAUUUUUGCAAUACAAACAUUAAAAGACUUUCAAUAUGUUGAAGAAAAUAAGGACCAGGGAAUGAAUGUUCGAGAAAAAUCAAGGCAAUUAGUAUCACUUUUGAGGGAUGAUGAGAGAUUAAAAAGUGAAAGAUCAAGAGCAUUAAAAGCAAAAGAAAGAUUUGCCCAGGCUACUUCACAUGCUGGAAAUGAAGCUAGUGGAAGUGGCUCUCCUGGAGGCAAGGAUUCCGUUGAAUCUUCCCCUGAUGGUUCAGCUGCUAGAGGUGCUGUUUGCACUGAGCUAGAAAAUGCUCGUCCUCAAACUGCUGGUGAAGAAGAGUUGCAAUUGCAGUUGGCAUUGGCUAUGAGUAAGGAAGAAGCUGAGCAAGAGGAACGACUACGGCGAAAUGAUGAUCUCAGGCUUCAAAUGGCUCUUACAGAGAGUCAGGAAAACUAUCACAGAUCAAAUUCAGAAGAAAAUCCUUCUCCAGAUCUUUUGGGCAUUUGUACAUCUCCUACCAGCCAUUCUGCUCCAAAACUAAAUACUGAUCCAUGGGGAAUGCCUGUUCCUAAGGAAUCAGAUCCUUGGCAGACUAAGGGGGCUGCUGCAAUGGGAAAGGGUGACCCGUGGGGUGGUGCUUCAUCUCCUCCAUCAGUUCCAGCCACUAAACCUUGGGCUCCUCGGAUGUCUACAUCAGCCAGUGUUUCGUUUGAAGCUCUAGGUCGCUCCAAUGGCGAAUUAGAUGAUUAUGAUUUCAUGAACAAAAGAUCAGCAAUGAGCUCUCCAGAUACAAGUAUUCAACGAGGGACCCCAAAUCCAUUUGAUAUGGCUGAGUUAAAGGAAUCAUUUGCUGCUUGUGCAUCUCAAGUGAAAGAAAAUGGUCACUCUUUUGCUAAUGUGAGAAAAACACCUGAAACUUUCUUGGGUCCAAAUUCAAACUUGGUAAAUUUAGAUGCUUUAGUUAGCACCCAAGGAUCUGAUCGAGAGAUUGGGUCUGGAAAUCCAUUUGGAAAUCCACCACCUGUAAACAAUCCGUUUCAAGCAAUUAGACCGCCACCUCCAACUAUAAACCAACUUAGAGCUCAAAUGCAGUUUGUCCCACCAAUGCAACCUGGUAUUGUGGUUCCGCCUACAGUCAUGCCUACUCCUGUAGUAUCUAUUCCUAAUGUCACUGCAUUUUCCUCUAGCCCUCAAGCUAACAAUCCAUUUCUGUAAAAGAGUGAUGUUUUAAUUUAUAAAUGCUUCCAUUAAACAAUUGUGUGCCUCAA